ACUCCGCAACGGUGAUUAAAAAACAAACGUUACUCGGAAUGAAUAAGUCCUGGCAAGAACAUCUCGGACCUGUAAUUCCAUAUGACUUCGUGUCGCCAUCGUCGAUUCGUCCUUCAACGCGAUCAAAUUCGACUAUGGCUGAGUGUGACGCCUUCUUCGACCGGAACAAGCCCGGUUUAGACUUCGAACAAAAGUCUAGACGAAUUAAAGAGUUCUGCGAGUUCCACCAGACAAGCGAGAACACCAAAAUUGUGCUCAUAACGUCUGGCGGCACAACAGUUCCUCUAGAACAUAACACGGUACGCUUCGUGGAUAACUUUAGCAUUGGCAUGCGUGGAGCAGCUAGCGCUGAGUACUUCCUUAAAGCCGGUUACGUUGCAAUCUUUCUCCAUCGAUCGAAGUCGCUUGAGCCAUUUUCACGAAAAAUUCAUGACAACGUCCUCGACCUAUUCUCCUAUCAGAACGGUCAGGUCACCAUCGCGGACAAGGCUCGGCCGCAAUUGCAGGAAAUCAUGGCCGACUACGAACAGGUGCGCGCAGAAAAUCGCCUUCUAAAAAUCAAAUUCACGACGUUGGCUGACUACCUAUUCUUGCUUCGCGCAUCAGCUCAGCACCUUCGUGCAUUUUCAUCCCGGGCGAUGUUCUACUUGGCGGCGGCCGUUAGCGAUUUCUAUGUCCCGCCCGAUGAAAUGGCCCAACACAAGAUUAACUCGGAUGCCCAGCUCACCAUGACCUUCCACCUAGUACCGAAAGUUCUUAAACCCCUCGUGUGCCUCUGGGUGCCGGACGCCUUCGUUGUGUCGUUCAAACUUGAGACUGACGAGAACAUACUGCUAGACAAGGCACAGCGGGCCCUUGAGAACUACAAGCACAGUUGGGUAAUUGCGAAUGAGCUGCAUUCGCGCAAAGAACGAGUGACAUUCGUUAGCAAAACGGAAAAAAUCGACGUACGAAUGACGCGCGAAGAAAUCGAAGCUGGUAGCGAGAUUGAAAAGAAGAUUGUGGCACAGCUCAGCGUCCUUCAUCAGGCGUUUCUUAAUGCGCGGGAAACUAUUGACCGAGUGAAAUCCUAUGAGGAUUUCACCGAAACUUCGUUAACUGUCCACACGUAUCUUGUUCGUUUUGUGCUGUUUAGUCUGACCUUUCAUCUAUGGAGAACAUCAUAAUAUAUAUCGAAUACUGGGAGCAGUCAAGCCUUUGAAACUACCACAAAUGACAGACAAUUGUGGUUUCUCUCCCAUCCACCUGAGCCUUUGCGCUAUGUGGAUCCAGAUCUCUCAAUAUAUUUUGAGUUCGGGCUAGUGGUAACAGGCUUGACACUAAGUCGAGCGGCUGUACUUAUGAAAGGACACGGACGGCAGCCGGACAGUCAGUAAAACUGCGGGAUCAACUCUGGAAUCUACCCACAAACUUAGCCAAAUGCACCGGAAAAAAACACACAAACAAAAAUAUCAUUGGUAAGACGAUCGUCUCAAUUGAUUUCAUCACUAUCUACUCAGAAAACAAAAGCCAACGAAGGAACGAGCUACUGCUUCACCAACAUCGCCAAACCCAUGCUUUAAAGUGCUGUUUAUUAUGUCCAAAAAACAGAGAAGUCAUUAACCGAACAACACCUCUUCGUGAACAACCAGCGCAUAAAUCACCGGACUUAUUUCCGCACUGGCUGCGUGGCCUCGGUGAUAACGAGUGCAUGCAAAAGCAAAAAGUAGACUUCAGCUGGAGACUGCAGACUAAGCUCACGUCCGAUUUGUCGACAGUGAUGAUCAGCACUUAAAUCAGUCAUACAAAUGACGGGUAUCCCCUAUAAAAACGCUAUAGAGGUUGGUGAAUGACACCUGCCCAUAAAGGUAUAGGAUGACAACAUGAGAGGAAGGGUGUAUCGACAGUUAAGCGACCUUAGUAGUACUUUUCUAUUGUGCUACUCGGCUCGUGUUGGUCGCAUGAUUUUUCUUUUGAUGGGUAGCUGCUUUUGAUGGAGAGGACAAGGAAAUGAGAAUGAGAAAUUUUGAUUAUGGUGCAUGUACCAUCUUGCCAUGUGGCCUGACGACAGAAUGAAUAUUUGGAUGUACGACAAAUUUGGAUGGAAUAGGUGUUCAGCGUUAGCGGAUUCAAUUGAAUAUUUUAGACAAUUUCAGAAUAAGAUAACGAACAUUUCUAUCUCCACUUAAAAGUAAUUUAGUAUCUGGCAGGGGUAAUUUGAAUUUCGUAGUCGCUUAGACGUUUAUUACGGGUUGAUUUCUGUUUCAUUGAAAACAAAUCGUAAUUAGUAACCUGUUAAACGGCAAAGGAUGUCAACUCUUCAGAAAUGAGUAAUUUUAAUAGCUAUUAAGGUAUAAUACCAAACAGAACAAUUGUUUUGCAUAGCACGCCAACACGAAUACUAUUACGCCGAUAGUAAUUGUACAUCAGUUCACACCUUCUGCAUUACCGCAUAGUGCAGUACCUCUAAACUUGAACUUAGCCGAAUUCACAUGUUCUUCACAAGUAGCGUGAGACUAACUCCUUUUCUCACUAGGCCCAAAAUACCAACUUAUACUCAGGCACAUAGGUACACAUGCCAAUCGUAUGUAAAGAGCUUACUUUCAUUGCAGGGGAAUUAAGGUGACGCACCAUACCGAUGUAGAAACGCGUACGACGUCUGGCUGAGGCAAUUGUGGCAACUGCCCAUCGUUACUGAUGACGCCGUUUUUAUUUUCCCCGUUGUUAUUAUUUACCUUUAAUUGUUUACUCUUCUGGGACUUUCAAUAUUGCUGCAAUUGUGGUGGCGCAAUGCAAGUUUCGCUGCUUAUCCGGAGUAAGUAGUAUCUCGUUACAGAUCCCCUAUGGAUGAGGUUUAAAAGCGGGUGACAGCCUCCUCUUAGAAACGAAGCUAACUGAUACGAUCCAUACAGAAAGAGGACGAUGUUGAGUUGAACCCAGCGGGUUUCAGUACUGUGGAUCGAGCACUCCAGCAACGCUCAUGAUCGAGCCAUUAUGUAGAACCUAACAGCAAGUCGAUGGUACGCGUUCAGAUGGCAAACAGCUUAGGCUCACUGUGCUGGGUGGGAACUCCAGUGACAUGGUUAACUACGGUAUCAGCACAGACAACAAUAAACAAUCCUCAAUAACAAUAAGAAGAAAAAGACUAGCGUUUUUGGUUCUCGUUUAAAACGGCCAUAAGCCCAGCUGAAUGAGUGAGAAACGGCAUGGUGAACACAUAGGGAAGUUGACUCCCAGGCAGAUCUUUCAAUGGGAACACUUUUCAAGAUCUCCGUAUGUAAAAGAUGACGCAAACCCAUUGAAUUUCAUAACACAGAUGUACACUAGUUUUGUCUAUUAUAUAGCGAAAGCAACAACGAGUUCAUUUGAAACCGUCGAGAAUAUUCUAAGGAAAGUAUCUGAAUGUGACACAUACUGCCUUCGAAUGUAUUAAAUUACGAUGGGAAACCGCGAAUGAUUCGCUAGGAGCUAAAGUAGUACAUUAUGUGCAUCUAAUUCCGUAUAGAACGAUGAUUAGUACGGGCCUACUACAGCAGAUAAUACUUUUAUUGAUGUUUUAAUUAGGCCUUGUAUCGCGUCAGUUGCAUAUUAAUCACAUAAAACUGUAUGUAUAAAUGUAUAUAAAUGCUUCAAGUACUUAAAUGAUAUCUGCACAACUUAGAAAAUAUGAUUGACUGAUAUUACACAUAUUAUAAGAAUAUCAUCUGCAUAUAAUCAUCUAUGCACGUGAAUAGCGCUCAGAAAUAGCGCAGUGGUAAUGUAAGUGCUCACUAUUCAGGAAAUUCAACUAAGUUGGCUUGGCAGAUGCUUCAAAUAAUUCCUAACGUCUUACAUACCGAAUAUGACAUUCGAAAUUCAAUUUUCUUCAGAU
This is a messenger RNA of Varroa destructor (honeybee mite), 3850 nucleotides long. It is a transcript of the gene Ppcs, whose product is annotated as phosphopantothenoylcysteine synthetase. NCBI's taxonomy places the organism in Eukaryota, Metazoa, Arthropoda, Arachnida, Mesostigmata, Varroidae. The record is from RefSeq and is a predicted model, not a curated record.